GAACGGAAUGUUUUUAAACUGUUUGGGUGUCUGAGCAAGAUUUAAUCUCUCAAGGUUGAUUCGGGAAGAUUAUUGUUAUGCCUUGUUUGUCAAGGCGAUUAUGCUUACAGUUUUACAAUGAGUCAGGGUCUAGAAACUCCAGUGGCUUUGGAACUAUUUUGCAAAAUUUUGGAAACGUUAAGUGAAAGACCAAUAAGUGGUGUUGUAUUGCUGAGUUGGUCUCGUUCGGAUAUAUUAUCUCUUAUGUUGAGCAUAAUGUCACUUAUUCUUAUAUCAUGUUCUGUUGCUUCAUACCGAUAUUCCUCCAGCUACUCCUGGAUAUCGAUUGCUGGGGAUUUGCUCUUUGUCCUCUUGUCAAGUAGCCUUUUGUUCUUAACGUUCUUAACGCGUUAUAAAAGGAUAAUUUCAUCUUGUACACAGUUUAAGACAUUCUUAAGAUCUUCCGUCACUUGUCUUAGAAAUUUGAAGCCGAAUGAGCUUUCAUAUUCACCUUGUCUAAAUGGACUUUUAAAUGAGAUGGUUGGUUUGGAUACCCACCUCACUAUCCGAGAUGGAAAAAUCGUGGUCUUGCCUGCUGUUUUACUUGUUCCGGGUGAUGUUAUUAUUAUUAAACCAGGUCAGACAAUCUUCGCUUUCUGCAAACAAAUAAAUGAAAAUCACAUUUACUUUCCAGGUGAUGUUUAUGUCCCUCAGAAACUCAGUUGUAACCUGAUAUCCACCUCGUUUACAUCCAUUCAAAAAUCAGAUGAGUCUGUGGUAGCCGUUGUCAUCCAUUCUCCUUUGGCUUCUUACCUUGAUAUUGCUUUUAGAUCAAGAGUUGAAAAUGGUUAUACGUUUCAACCGCUUGCUUAUAAAGUUGUGAAUACUGCAGUUUGGGUUUCUUUAAUUAUCAAGUGUUCUAUAACUUUCAUUUUUCUAACUUCAAUAUUUAUUUGCACAUUACCUAUUGGUGAUCUUAGUCAUCAGUUUUAUCGCUUGCUAAUCUGGUUUGCCCACACUCUUGGUAUUGUUAUUGCUUCUUCGAGCUUCUCAUUGUAUUUCUUAUGGAUGAUUGCCACUGCUGUCGUCACAUUCCACUUCCAGAAUGUUCUUUCUAACUCUCAGGAUCAUUUUAAACUUAUUGAUGGCAAUGACUUCAAAUCUCCCCAUGUAUUUUUCCAACCCAACAUGUCUAAGGCUUCCAGAUCAAACACGCUAACUUUUCACUCGCUUAUCUCCAAUCUUCGCUACAUUGGCUUUAUGGUAAGUAAGAUUAAGGUUGUUUAUGUAUUUACUAAAAGUUUACCCUCUGGUCUGUAAAUGAUCGUUUUUUUCUCGUUUGCACCGCAGAGUAAAAGUUAGUUCUCUAAAAGAUCACUUUUUGUUUUCUUUUUUCAUUACUUUCCAGUGAUUUAUAGCUUAUGAACUUCAGGUGCCCUGUAUGUAUACUUUUCUGUUAACUAAUGAUUUACGAGACUUAAAUUCAAAGGUUAUACAGUAUUUUAACGAUUUACACAAGAUUGUGUUGAAUCAACAGAGAAUUCUGCGGCUGUCAGUGAUGUUCUUCAAGAGUUAUACUUGAGUGUAGCAUUUAUUUUAUAGUUCUUAGAUAACAAUAUUUGGUAUACAUAACAGUCAGAAAUUAUUCAGUCAUUUAUGUGUAACGUAGAAAUUGCGAUAUGUACGUUUGUUCAAGUUGUUAUGUAUAUUCACAACGAGUAUAUAUUAUCCAAAGUUACUGGAAUAUUAUAAAUGGUAUUAUCUCCAGUUGUAGUAGAGAAAAUUAAAGAUAGUCGCAUAAGACGAUUUUUAGCGUCAGAAUCCCAGAGAAAAUAAAAAGUAAAUGGGUCUGCAUCAUUGUGCGCAAUUUUAAGCCAUAUCACAUCAAGUCCCCACCGAUUGAUUACAAUAAUCAAGCCGACUCUAAAUUAGGUAGUCUACACAUACAAAUACAACUCAGUCUAGCAGCUAAUAAUCUCAUGAGUUGAUAUUACGUUUUGUUUUGAUCGCUCUGACCUUCCUCACAAACCACUACAUCAGUCACUAUCGCUUUUGAUCAGAAUACAUGAAUUAUUUAUCAGUUCAACUCGUCAAACCAGCAUGGUAAGUAUGGUGAUAAAGACCUACAGUAGGAAUGAAAAUAAAAGAAAAACAGUUGAGAACUCAUUCAAAGUUUGAAUUAGUAUCAUGUUCUAAACGUAAAUAUUGGUACGGGAUGAAUGGAUGUAUCAACUGUACAGUAACUGUUUUUGAACUAUUUAACUACCUGUGUACACAAAUUAUCCAACCUAUCAAAAUGGGAUUGUGUCUUACACCAAACUAAAUAACUCUGUAAUAUUUUGAAGAUCUAUGACGUUUAGAGGUUGCAAAGGAGUAUCGGUUAUUUUAAGUCUUAAUGAUGACAAAAGCUGCUGUUUUCUGAGAAAUGCGUAAGCUCAAUUUUAAAUAGAGCAAAGUGAGCAAGCUUAAUAAUGUAGAAUCUUUUAACUGUAAAGGUAAUUUAUUUUUGACGUAAAUUGUACUGCUCUAUUGUCUUAAUUAGUGGAAUAAGCCUUAUUAGUCAUUCUUUAAGUUGGAUAAGAAACUAGGGAGCCAAUUACUACACAAAACUGUGUUUAAGUAGUCAGUUUGCGUACCAAAUGCACUCGAGUUUUCUGAUUUCAGUUUAUAUCGUCAUCGAUUAAUCCAUAGCGAGAUACAUACUACAUAUAUCUAUUAACAUUUUAACUUCAAUAAUAACU
This is a messenger RNA of Schistosoma intercalatum, 2720 nucleotides long. The record is from the annotation of a GenBank genome assembly. Lineage: Eukaryota; Metazoa; Platyhelminthes; Trematoda; Strigeidida; Schistosomatidae.